This is a messenger RNA of Prinia subflava (tawny-flanked prinia), 5062 nucleotides long. Its product is annotated as SERTA domain-containing protein 2-like. The transcript is spliced from 5 exons. Gene Ontology annotation, molecular function: transcription regulator activity. NCBI's taxonomy places the organism in Eukaryota, Metazoa, Chordata, Aves, Passeriformes, Cisticolidae. The record is from RefSeq and is a predicted model, not a curated record. Bases 1489 to 2340 code for a protein of 283 amino acids. Gene Ontology annotation, cellular component: nucleus.
GAGGAGGGGACAGCGGGGACAGGUGGAGCGGGCGGCGGGCCCCGGGGUGGUGCGGUGCGGAGGGACGGCGGCCCCAGGGAGCUGGGCUGGGGCCGGGGGCACAGCGGGGCCGGGGUGCGGGCAAGGCGGCCGCGGGGAGCCGGGCCGGGCGCGGGGGGAGCGCCCGGAGCGCGGCCGGCGGUGGAAGUUGUUCGCGCAGUUAUAAUUAGCCCGGCCGGGGUCUGAGCGAGCCGGGCGGAGGAAGGGGGAGGAGUGUAACUUUUCGCAGCUCGGGAAGCCCAAGGCUGUCUCUGGUUACCGCUGCCCACGGCCGCGGGGGGGGCGCGGGACGCCCGCAGGAAGCACCGACGCUCCUUCCACAAAGGCCAAAUGGUGGCAGGAGCCGCGGGAGCGGCGGCGGGAGGGCGGCAGGAAAGGGCUUUCCCUGGAUCCCAGCGGUUCCAUCCUGGUACUCCUCAUUGCUGCCGCUUAGUAGUUGCGAUUUACGUAUAAGCUGCAAUUACAUUUUUAAUAGUAGGUUUUGUUCGGCGUAGGAAACGUGUGUUAGUCUGGGCUACGAGCAGGUGGAUACUACCGGAGGAGCAUAAGAUUGGUCUUUAUGCAUAUUGCAGAUUAAGCUCGCAAAUAGGUGGAGUUAAUAAUUUCUGCCCUAGUUAGGCCUGGAAUUUUUCAAACUGUGUUGGAAUGCUCGUUUCUAAAAGCAUAGGUAGGAGCCUUAUGCAGUAGUUUUCCACUUAAUUUUUGAUGUGGGUAAAAUUCCGUAGUUCAGGCAGCUAACUGCAGUGUGGGAAAUACCAUUAAUGUUGAAAUGAUGCUAUAAUCUCCAAAUUCUGAAGUGACCCCUAAAUAUGAACUAUUAGGAAGGGAAGACAAAAAGUAAUCCACUAGAGAUACAAUUAAUAGUGAUUUGCAGCUACUCUGUGUCUUCUAUGGUUGUUUUUUUUUUUCCUAACAGAUUGUAAAAACUAAACCUAAUAACCUUGGUUCUGUACUUCUUCCUGACACUCAACCAACCCAGUGUGAAAUCAUACAGGGCAAAAGUCAAAACCUCCACAGUUACUUCUGCAGGAAUCCUUUGAAGUAUCUAAUAAAGAAAUUAAAUUUGAAAACUUCUUGACUUCAUCUCCUUCUAGCAAAAUAUUGGACUUCUAAAACACAAUGUAUAGAGAAUGCAGUGACUGCACACCUCUCCCUGUGACCCAAGAAGUACACUUUAUUGAACCUCAGUAGUGACCAUCUGAAGUGCUGCUGUUUCAGAGCAAAUAGUUCCGAGGUUCUGUAAGCGGAGGAGCCCUUUGGUAGCAUCAGGCUUUGAGUUGCUAUGUAAGAUGAACUGUAGGCGUUUACUUGCCCGUCUGUCUGAAUCCUCAUCAUCCUACCUCGGUGGAUGGCUUGGCCUCUGGGAUAGUUCAAGACUCUUGGAUGACCACGCUUUAUGCAAAAUCCAGAAUCUUCCUGCCUGGACUCCUCUCUGUUUUCUAAGGGUUCAUGUUGGGGAGAGGCCUAAAGCGCAAGCUGAGUGACUAUGAGGAGAGCAUGGCUGGUCUCUCGAGUGCCUUUGAUUCCAGUCGAAGUCUGUCCUACCCGCUCAAGAGGCAGCUGGUGCUCAACAUGUGCCUCACCAAGUUACAGACGUACAAAAUGCUGGUGGAGCCCAACCUGCACCGCUCCGUCCUCAUCGCCAACACCGUGCGGCAGAUUCAGGAGGAGAUGAGGCAGGAGAGCAACCAGCAGCCAGUGAAUAUCUGCCCUGGCAUUGCUCCUGCUUCUCACAGCUACGCAGGCAUGGAGUCACCUGGCAUUGCCCUCCAGUUGCCUUCAGGUGUGGGUCAGCAGGAGUCUCACUGCUGUGACCUGCGCUCUGUGGAAGACCCGAUUGAGAACAGCCUGCUGAUCGUUUCAGACGACGACAUGUCAUCUGCUAUUUCAUCUAUUCUGAAGGAUUUAGACUUUGUAGAAGAUAUAAGCCCACCUACUUGUCUGGUUCCUACUGGAGAUGACCAGCCAAAGUUUCCAGAAAAUACUGGUCUGAAACUAGAAGAUGACAGACAGGAUUUGAAGGGAGCUGAAUGUGUGUUUGGUUCCUUUGAGAUUUCAAAUUCAACCAGUUACUUGAAGGAUUUGGCAAUAGAUGAUAUUUUUGAAGAUAUUGACACUUCAAUGUACGAUUCAGACUUCUGUUGCCCUCCCUUGAUGCCGCCCAGAUCACCAUCUCUUGCUACAGAAGAACCAUUGAAAACCUUCCCAUCUUGUAACUCUUCUUCAGCAAACAACAUUCAGAUAUGCAGAACAGAUCUGAGUGAGUUGGACCACAUCAUGGAAAUUCUGGUUGGAUCCUGAUACUUGUUUUACCCAAAGAUACUUUUAAACUGCCACUUUAAUUUGGUUUCAGGAUAAAAGCCACUGGAAUAGUUGUAAAGAAUUCUUUAAAAAGCAAACUAAAUAAUAAUUUGUCCAUAGUAGGAUUUUCUAAAUAAUUCCAAAACUUAUAAACCAAAAAAGUGGCAGAUUUUUUUUUUUAAAGAAAGAAAAUUAUUUAUCAGAACUGUGCAAUCAUCAUUUUCCUUCCAGGGUGUAUGUGGAACAAUGGGCACAUACCCUCAUCACCCCUCAUGCCUCUUUCAAAAACUUUUUUAUGUGCAAUUUUUAAUUUGACAGAAGAAUUUACUUGCAAAGCAAAUUUCAUGCGAGGUGAUCUUUUACAAAGCCUCCACUUUAUUUUUAAUAUCAGAGUUUAUGCCAAGCUGGCAUCUGUCAAGUUGCAGAGUUAGAUUGUGUGGAUUGCAGACAUGUUACUAGAGAUGGGUAUAUUUUAAAAAUGAGACACGCUUUGCUUUCUUUUGGUCAGAAAAGCAGAUCAAGACACUUACCAACAAAGUCUCUUGCAUUUUCUAAAGCAUUCAGAACUAUUUAUUUUUGUAAAUUUUAUAGUCUUUCUACAUUUUACUACGUUAUUUCAUCAUAGUUCAAAUAUAAUGAACUUCUAGUUGGAUGUGUUUAGCACUACCUCUGAGCUGAAAUGCUUUAACUCUUUCCAGUGCUUCAUCUGAGACUGCAAAUCCUUUUGUUUCUGUUUCUUUCUGGGGGAAAGUACUUCUAACUCAUUCAGUUGAUCCUUUGACAGUGACCUAGCUGAUUUGUAAAAUCAAGGGUAUUCAAUGUUUAAAAACUUUUAAGUAUUUACAAAUUAAUUUAUAUGUAGAUUGUGCAAUUUAACAUUUUUCUGUCAGUAUUAUGUGCUUAGAUUUUGAAUAAUCUUGGCGUUCUUUAAAUUAAAAUUUACUAUGUACAGGUAGCUUUUUAUUCUCUUUUGGAAAACACUGUCCUUCAACCCUGCUUUCACUACAAAUUUUAAAAUGAUUUUUAUGUGCAAUAUUAUUUAAAAAGAUACACAUUUGUAUACCUGGCAUUGUGGGAAGAAACUCUUCAAACUUAGACCUCUAGCACCUUUGGAGGAUACUCAGCCAACAUUUCUGCAUCCUUUCAGAAGCCAAGCUGAGAGCACUGAGAGCACAUCACCCUCUGCUGUGACAGCCCCAGGAGCACCCGUGGGGCUGUGGGAGUCACUGCUGGUGGCUCUGUCCCUCCCAGGGGACAAAGCCACCUGGGCCUUGGAACCCUGGAGCUGCUGCCCCAGGCUGUGCUGGGUGGGGCAGGGCUGUUUUCAUACAGAUACACAAACGCCCUGCUCAGCUGGAGAUGAGAUUUGCAGUGAGAACUGUUUUUCCAUCAGGCAGUUUGGGUUCUGUGCUUCAGCCUGACCCGAGGUCUAGAUCGAGCCCUGCUAUCGUCUUCUGAGUUUCACACUUGCACAUCGCUUUUUGGUUUGGGUUUUGUUAUUUUUUUUCUUCCUUUUUUAAUUAUAAAACUUUUCCUUUGUAUUUGAAAGCUGCAGCACCUGUCUUGGAAACUUGCAGUUGUAAAACCUUUGCUUUGGUUUGUUGUAUUUUUUGGGUUUUUGUUGUUCUGCUGAGACGUUUUAUGAACGGAGUGUUGGCAGAGGGAAAAAACGUUGCCCGUGUGUUGCAUCUCACAGAAGUUGAAAUCCUGGCCCUGUUGAAGGGGUCAGGGUCUCACCUGGUGUUCCUAGUCUUAACUGAUGCUGUGGCACACCUGCCCUGUGCAGAGAGCUCCAUUUUUUACUGUGACUCUCUCGGUUAACAGUUAGCUGCCAACAUAAGUUGGUAUCCCAGACCAAUGGAGAACCAUUUCAGGUCACAUCCUCGCAGCCAUCUGGGUUGUUCAGCAACCGAAGGGUAUAAAUGUAUUUAUAUGCAUAUAUUGUAUUGAUUCUAAUAUAAAACUUCUGAUCUAAAGCAUUUUGAAUUGCUGGAUAAAGGGAUAUGUUUGAAGAGUGUAUAACUAGUUCUUGAAGAGGUACAGCUUCAGAAUGUACACAGAUUGUGCAUUGUGUAUAGACUACUCUGGCUUUUCCUCAGCCUCUGCUUUUGUAUUAAAAAUAUGACUGAAUAAAUCCUUGAAAUAUUAAGGGCCUUCUGCACUGUGAUGAAACAGAGAUGCGGUUAAAAAUGUCUUUAAAUUCAGUGAUGAGGGAUGAAAUAAAAAGACUGCAUCUAAUCUCUUUUUGCAUUGAAAAGAUGGAAUGUUACUAUGCAGUAAAGAUAUUUUGGUAUGAAAAUUGUAUCAUAUAGCAAAUAGUGAACUCUUAAUAAAUCCACUUACCUUGCAGUCUCUACAGAAACAGAAGAGAAGACAACUUGCUUUUCAGCAUUUCUGUACUGAAGUUUUUUGUAUACUGCAUCAAAAGUUUUAAUUGUUGGUAGAUCUUUUAUCAACAAUUCAAAAUGCAAUUUUUGUACAAGUCCUGGCUACAGAGCUCUGUUUCUAAUUGGUUGCUUGUGUCACAGUGCCAAGACCAUGAGCUGGUGUGUAAUGCAGUUCGGUUAUGUUUGGAAUAAUGUGCAAAGGGAAGUUUAAUUUUUAAAUAUGCACAAACUAAUUUUAAAAUCCUUCCAUGUAAAAUGAAGUUAGAGGCUAGUUGUGGUGGACCUAUUUAUUGUAUGUUUGGAAAUAAAAGCCACAGUUUUGCAUUUAAACCAGU